AUGUCCAACAACAAAAAGAAACCAACAGCAACUUCAAUAUUUUACAAUGAAACAGCGAUGGUGAAGGAAUUGUACACUGGAUACCUGAUCAAGUCCCCCGCUCAACAAGCCCUGACUAAAAACACUCUUUAUCUGUUAUAUCUGUCACAGAAAUCAUGGAAGCAUCGUUUCUUUGUGCUCUCCAAGACGGGGGAAGACUCCUACCAGCUGACAUAUUAUGCAAAUAACGAAAGGAGAGACAAGCCUUUGGGAGAGAUAGACCUUUCUAAGAUCAGCCUGCUGUUUAUUGGCCCCGAGGCACAUCAGGAGUGGGACUGGAUCCAGAAAAAAUUCAAAUGUUCUCCAUCCUCUGUGCUGUUCUUGAAGGUGGAAGACAACACACCAAAACACUCAAGAGACUAUUUCCUCAUUGGAAAAAACAGUGAUGAUGUGGAUGGUUGGCUCAGUGCCUUCGUCAAGGUAAUGAAGACCCAGAAAUCAAGAAAUACCCUUCAGGACAACAGAUUUAGAUCAGCAUCUGAACCUGUAAAGAGUUCAGAACCAAAGGUUGAGGAUGAGCCUGAUGAAAGACGGUCAGCACCUGAAUUAAUGCUAACUUACCCGUCACUGUACAGCCAUUAUGACUAUCCUCGCAAGCUCAGCGAACCUCUACUACCAGUAGCGCUCAAGAUUCCAAUUAUUGAGGUUGAAGAUGAUGAGGACGAGAUGCAGGAUGAAUCUGCAGAGGACAGUGAAUACAUGUCCAUGGCAUCAUUGCAAAAAGCUUUGGAAGUUGACCAACAGGAGACGGACACUACAUGCAUGCAGAAAAACUCUUCCAUGAAUGGUCAUGAGUCCUCUGUGUGCAAUGGUGCAGUCUACCAGGAUGAGGAUGAUGACUGUAAAUGUGAAACGCGCGCACAUGUUGAGGAGAUCUGCGUUAGAAAAAAUGAUCUGAAAAACAGUCUGAUCUUGACUCAAGCAGAGGGCAAACCAUGUGAAACGCGCGCACAUGUUGAGGAGAUCUGCGUUAGAAAAAAUGAUCUGAAAAACAGUCUGAUCUUGACUCAAGCAGAGGGCAAACCAUGUGUCUCUGAAUGUCGGAAGAUUCAGGACUCGUGUCUCUUCCAUAAAGGGGACCAGAUCCCGGCCUUCAAUGACCUGCUUAUAGACACAGUUGAAGAGAUACAGACAUACGUAAGAAGACUAAGCAAGGAUGAGGUAAAACUCACUAUUCGGCAGCUCAUAGGAUCCCAGCCUCUGCACUCUGAACCCUGCCCAUCAUAA
This is a messenger RNA of Sinocyclocheilus rhinocerous, 1266 nucleotides long. RefSeq names its product pleckstrin homology domain containing S1, tandem duplicate 3 (gene plekhs1.3). Lineage: Eukaryota; Metazoa; Chordata; Actinopteri; Cypriniformes; Cyprinidae. The transcript is spliced from 13 exons. The coding region runs from base 1 to 1266 and encodes 421 amino acids. The record is from RefSeq and is a predicted model, not a curated record.